Lagopus leucura (white-tailed ptarmigan) is the source of this 794-nucleotide messenger RNA. Its product is annotated as olfactory receptor 52H1-like. Gene Ontology annotation, biological process: G protein-coupled receptor signaling pathway. Gene Ontology annotation, cellular component: membrane. The record is from RefSeq and is a predicted model, not a curated record. Lineage: Eukaryota; Metazoa; Chordata; Aves; Galliformes; Phasianidae. Gene Ontology annotation, molecular function: olfactory receptor activity.
ACCUCAUGCCACCAUCCAACCUUACCAGCUCGAUCCCAGCAACCUUUGUGCUGGUUGGCAUCCCGGGCACGGAGAAGCUGCACGUGUGGCUGCCCAUCCCCUUCUGCUGCGUGCACCUGGCUGCCCUGCUGGGGAACAGCAUCCUAUUAGUUACAACAACAACAACAAGCUACAUACACCACAUACCUCUCCUGUGCACGCUGGCUGCUGCUGACCUGAUGCUGUCCACCACCGCCGUGCCCAAGAUGCCGGCCCUCUUCUGGCUCUGCCAGCAUCCUCCACAGCCUUGCCGAGCCCUUUGCAGCCAUCCUGCUGGACGCUGCCCUCAUUGCUGCCUCCUGUGUCCUGAUUCUCCUGGCAGCAUUCAGACCCCCAUCCAGGACAGCCUGCUCCACGAAAUCCCACACCACGUCCACAUCCUGCUGUCCAACCUCUAUGUGCUCUUCCCCGUGCUGAACCCCGCUGUGCACGGCGUGCGGACGCGGCAGAGAAGAGAGAAGGUGGUGAAGAUGCUCCUCUGCCCCACCAUGCAUCCACUAUGUCCCCCAUCUGAAGAUGCCAAGAAAAGGGCAGACGUGGCACUGAGGGGUCAGUGGGCAUGGCGGGACGGGCUGGGGCUGGGUUUGGAGAUCUUGGAGGUCUUCUUCAACCUCAACGAUGCUGUAAUUCUACGUAACCAGAAGCCAAAUGCCAGCCCUCUGCUUGGCUGCAGAAAGAGGGGGCCCAUGGACGGGAGGACCCCCCCCAGCAGAGCCACCUACGGGGCCCCCAGUGAGGAUUCCACUGUGGUGUGA